Dreissena polymorpha is the source of this 9286-nucleotide messenger RNA. RefSeq lists its product as uncharacterized. Lineage: Eukaryota; Metazoa; Mollusca; Bivalvia; Myida; Dreissenidae. Bases 246 to 5384 code for a protein of 1712 amino acids. Gene Ontology annotation, biological process: protein ubiquitination. Gene Ontology annotation, molecular function: ubiquitin-protein transferase activity; metal ion binding. The transcript has 15 exons. The record is from RefSeq and is a predicted model, not a curated record.
GUUUCGCUUUCGAUAUCCUGUUUCGCUUUAGUAAUGAUAUAAAUUGAUUGAUACACUUUUAAUUAAUAAUCAAACAGGUAUAUUAUGUACAUUAUACAACUAUUGAGUAAUUGUUGAAUACAGUAUGGAUACUUUAUAAGUAGGACUUGCUUAUAUGCCAAUUAAAAAUAAAGUACAACAUAUGUGGGAAACUCCUAUUUUUUUCCUUUUACUUAGAUAUUGACAUAACAGAACAGAAUUAAUGCAUGAGAUAUUUCGUCGUUAAACUAAAAAAAAUGGGGACAAAUGGAAGCAAGAAGGACCACGAGGAUAUUGCUAAAACAAACACAGCCGUCAACAGACCAAUAAGCUUCAUGGAUUUUAAUGAUAUUGGGUCACCUGUUGAUUCAAAUGCACCAACUGUAGAAGAGGCAAAAGAAGAACAAGAGGCGGACUUGAUAACCUCUGGGCUUCCUGAUGAAUUAAACCCUACCAAAUCUGAUGAACCGAAGUCUGAAACGGGAAAUAUCAACAUAAACGAACCAGAACCCGAAACUCAAUUACACUAUAAUACAGACAGAGAUUAUGAUUCCUAUGAGCGGCAUACUUUACGGGAAGAGCAUAAGGUGGAUUUGAAUGUUGCAUUUAGGGAAGAUACAUCUGAAAAUAAUAAUGAGAACAUUGAUGAUACAAUAAGUUCUCCGCACGAUGGUUAUGUAAAUAGUUAUGCCAUCUGUACAAGUGCCUUACCACUAAGUUUUGAUUCUGAGGGUGUUUUAAAAAGAAAAGUGACAAGGGGAGAUGAGGAUAACAGAACUGUGACGAUUUUGGACAUAGGUAGAAAGAAAGAGAAUAUGAUUCUACCUAAUGUCAUUUUCUUCCCAGAUAAAAGCAAAGGCGCAUCUCCAAAAAGAUAUGGGCCGAAACGUCUUGGUAAAAAAAAAGAGCACUUUAUGUCGCCAGAAGUGAUGGACAUCACCAGUGAAGUAGAUUCACUUUCAGACGGUAGCGUGGAUAUUGAACGUCCUGGCGAAUGUAGUUCACAUGCAGGUGAUGUUGUCACAAAUAAUGGUCAAUCAAGAUGUGAAGAUAAUGCUCCACUAUCAGCAAGUGAAAGUUGUGCUGAAUCUGACGAUGUUAAAGAUGAACUUGAGUUUACUGAAGAUCAUUUUGGAUUUUAUACCGGUUCUGUUGCGACAGGAAUUUCAGAGCAUUUCAAAAUAACAGACGAAGAAAAACAGUGUAGAGAAUCAGCUACAAAUGUUUCCGCUACAUUCCUUGAACCGCAAACGCCUAAUGAAUAUGCAAAUAUCAUUCAUUCAGUGUUUCCACAUCACAUGAAGCGUGAAGAAAACACUCAUAGUAGAACCUUUGACACUACAGAAAAAACACAAAUGAAAAUGUGUACUAGUUUAAAAAUAAAUAAAAAGAAGCCUAAGAGUUACGAACACGUUUCUACAAAUAACGAAGAAAUCAGUGUUGAGCGACAAGACAUGGAUUCUGAAAUUAUUGAAAUUUGUGAGAAUUGUCGAGAGUCGCGAGACAUAUGUGGCUGCUUAUUAUUCGGAAAGGUACACAUCUUUCAAUGCACAGAAAUGUUACGGAAGCCGCACCUGGCUUCGUUCAGAUACAGACAAAUGUUUGGUAAAGAAAUACCAUGGGACAUAAUAGUAAGCAAACAAGGGACAUUUGCCAAAUAUUUGGCAUCUGUUAAAACGCCAAUAGCCCAUGACAAUCGAUUAACAUAUAGGUUUCAAUUGCCUAUUGAUAAAGGGCUAAAGUUAAUUGGUUUUGAGGAAAGUAUCGAUACCAUUUGUACAGACUCGAUUGCUCGGAUUCAAAUGCCAUCUGAACUAGAUAAAUAUUAUGCAAAUGAAAUGAAUGACAAUGAUUUAAAUUCGAGCGAUGAUUGCGACGAGUCGCUUGAAGCUGACAGGAAAUUCGAGAAACUUAGUGAUGUUGUAGACAGCAACUCAACGUCGUUGCAUUCCGAAACUAGUUUAAUCGAAGGACAAUUUGAACUGAACGUUAAAGAAGUGGAUGUGUCUUAUAAGUGUGACUUUUUAGAAAAUUUGAUUGCAAAAUCGAAGACCAGCGAUUUUGCAAAACUAAAUGGAUGUGUUUUGGAUGCCAAGGAAUUUUGCUCCGUGGGUUCCAAGAAAAUGAAAUGCAUACCAUUACGAAUCGAGGACGAUGAUCGGCGUGCAGUUUGUUCGGCAUCGUUUCAUAUCAGAAAAGAACAAAUUCAGAACGAAAAUGAGUUGAGACAUCAAACCAGUCAACCUUUAACGAAUGGUGCUGAUUUGGCAUGUGGUCACACAUUUUCCGUCAAUGAGAAAAAUAAAAUUGACUUAUUAAAUACAUCAGUGUCACAAAGUUCAAAUGCAAACUCAACAGCAUUAUCGAAAAUUACCGUCGAAAAUGAUCUUGGUUUAGGUAAUGGUCAUGAAAUGGAAUCCAAAGAAAGACAAAUACAAGAAAAAGGAGAAUUUCGCAAAAUACAGAUUCCCUGUUUCAGUGAUGGAAAUGUUGUAUUCGGUGAAUUUGGUAAAGGAGAAACCAGUAAAAGAGAAAAUUUUAAGUCCGGAACAAGUUUUCUAACCGGAGCUUUAAACGGUGCCGGAAAUAUACAACUAGAUGUUGACAGUGGUAGAAAUAAAUGCAGCGAUGAAGUCAUAGGUGAACAACAUUUUGGAAAUUGCAUUUCUGAAGUACAGAUUCAGAACACACAUGACACUUAUAACAAAGCUAUGGAAGAUAAGAUCGAUUUAACUUGUGAGAAAGUUCUAGAUAGCAAUCGUGAAUCUGGAAGUGAUGACGAUUUGCAAAUUGAUCCAAAGCCAUCGCACUUUGGACAUGAUUCAACUUCAAGUUUACAGGUACAUGCUCGAAACUUGGUAUCCGACACAAACCCCGACGCAAUUUAUCUCAAAAGAACCACGCCUGCGUCGGAGGACGACAACAGAUUAAAAGUAAUGAAGGAAUUGGGAAAUCGUGCUAAGGAACAAGUACAAAAGACAAACACCAUUGUAUCAACAAACUCGGAAUCAAGGACGAGUGCACACCAAGGAUCUAAUCCGGUAACAGGUGUCACUUUAGGAGAUAGUCUUCAAGGUAUACAUGGGCAUACAGAAAGGCUUCUGCGUGGUCUUGGACUUCCUGGUAUCGAUUUGCCUUUUCUUCGUGUUCCGAACAACAGAUUGCACAAUGCAGAAAGUCAAGAUGUCGUUAGGGAUGGUGAACGUAUCUCAGACUUCGUUCGCAGCUUCUACGAGAUUGGUGAUCACGAUAUGCCUAGUGAUAGCGAUAGCAGCAUCAACAGCAGCAGAAGCUCCUCUCCUGUAAACGCAGAACUACCUGGAGAAAACAGUCGAAAUAAUGUUCUUAAUGCAAUGCUAAGUAGGGAAACAGCUGGUAAAGAUACUGAUUCUCAUGAAGCGGUAGGCGGAAAACUGCCACAGUCUGAAAUAAAGAGCUUUGUAGAGACCCCGGUAUCAAACACAGAUGCAAAAGAAAUAGACAUAUGUGAAACACAGCCUCCGACUCCAGAAUGCAAAGAGAACGACGUGCUCUGGCAGAAGUUUAUGCAGUUACAGCUACAAAAGUGUUUACAAAUAACUGAUUUACCGAGGAGCUUUAGGGCAACAGUGCUGUGUGUCGAUGCCUCACAUCAUAUGGCAGGGGAACCGUGGCGACAGGCGUUGGAUAGUCUCCAUCGUUAUUUAGAUUGUAUAGCAAGUGUUAAGCACAAACAUCAAAUAGAAGAAUACGUGGCACUUGUUGUUGUCGGCCAGGCAAUGGAGGUGAAAGUGCAUCUCACAACUGAUUAUUGUUGUGUUGAAAAGGCAAUCGAUACCAUCGAGCUUGGGGGACCGUGUUUAUUGUUGCCGGCACUGGCACUCUCCAUGUAUUGUCUAACUUCGUUUAAGUACAGAAACACUGAAUCUGCGCAUGGCGUUACCCUGGAUAAUCGAAUAAUUGUUAUUUCGUCUGGAAAGAUAGAUUUCCAUGAGUGGUAUGUGCCAAAUCCUUUGGGUGAACCAAAUGUGUCAAGUGAUAACAGAGAUAAUUCACCGGAAGAAAUCACUGAACCGCAUGAUGAUAGAAUAGAAAUAAAUUUGCAAAAAUGCGAUUCUGACACAAACAGUUUAAUAAACACCGACGUGUUGUUGGAAAGUUCAAAAACACUAUGUGAUCAUGUUCAUGUGAUUUUGGCCGAUUCAAGUAAAGCAGAACUUCAAAAUAACUCAGACGCUGGUUGCAAUUUAUCCUCGUCUCGAAAGCAAAUUGCAGAAAAUAAAAGCGAAGCGGUAAGUUUACUGGAAAAGGGGACGGAAUACGGGUCAGUUGUUAAAGAAUCAACAAUGCAGGGGCCUCAAGGGCAUGGAUUUGUGAUCUUGCCAGUUCGUGACCGUCAGACCAGUGAGGACGAACUUCCUUCUUUAAUCUCAAACACAGCAUCGUCGAUAUCUGGUUGGUCUUGGGAAGAUUGUGACACCGAACUGCACUUUGUUCCAAUUGGACAAGGGCCAAACAAGUUGUGUUUUGAUGCAAUCAAAUCCAAUUUCAACACAGAAAAAAUUAUCGUCCAGAUUCAAGAUGAAGGGAUUGAUCAACUUGCUAGAUCAACUCACAAUCUACAUAUUGUUGGGCAAGUUACAAAUCAGAUGUUCGCAGCAAAGAAAGAGUUCGAUCCCACUUUAUUCGCAGCAAUAGUUAAACACCUGUACCCGGAUAGAACCGACUCCGAUGUGGCGGAAAUGCUUAAAGUUGGUGAGCGCAGUUUUCUGGAGUGGGUGGCAAAGAACGCCGAGGAGAAAGAGCCGUGGUUCAGUUGGCGAUUUGAGAAAAGCAAUCUUCCAGAAGUAGGUGCGAGAGUCAUUGUUGGUCCGGACUUGGAGGAAGAAAGCAAGAUGAUACUUUCUGAGAAAGGAACGUGCGUCAAGCACACCAUUGCUGAAGAAAAAGUUCUCGUGUUCUGGGACAACGGGUGUUCAUCCUUUCACAAAAUAGGCUCAAAUGAGAAAUGCGAAGUCCUUCCGGAAGACACCCCACGUGAUUGUUGGCCAGGACUUCAAAUUAAACUCGGAUACUCUGUAAAACGAGGUCCUCAUUGGGAUUAUGGUAACCAAGACGGUGGCAAGGACAAGGUGGGUCGUGUGUCGUACGUUUUCAAAGACAAUACAGUAAUUGUGAGGUGGCCGAAUGGGACCAAUCAGUUGUACCGCUACAAAGCGAACGGAAUUCAAGACGUCGUUAUUUCUGAUCCCGAUGAUCCAUAUGGAACAAAGGAACAUACAGAGAAGAUGAAUGUAAGAAAUACGCUAGACCCGAAUGAAAAACGCUGGACUUUUCCAAUCACUAUCGACCAUGACAUCGGCGGGAGCUGUGAAAUGAACAAAUAAAUAAGUACACGAGUCAUAUCUUCAAGGAAACGCAAAUUUAAAAUAAUGUAUAGUGCAUAUUAAUCAACAACAAUCCCAUGGUGUAAAACUACUAAUGCAACUUGUGUUAUAGAUGAUCGUAUCUUUGAGUUUGUUUCACAAGUUCAUGCACAUACAGUUCGUCCGUGCGUUCAAAUAUUGACUCUAUAAAAGUUUGUAUUUUUCUGACGAGACGUUAUUUUUUAACCUUACAGUUGCCAGGAGUUGGUCAUUAAAGUGAUAUUAUGCGCAUUUAACAGUAUAUGCUAUGUUUAUAGGUGUCUAUCGCAACCGUUGUUUAUUAUGCUCUCCCAAAAUUUAUUUAUAAGCAUACAGUCGCCUCUUCGUCUGUCCGUCCGUGCACAAUUUUUAGUCCGGGCUAUUUCUCAGCAACUAAUGACCGGAAUUCAAUGAAACUUUAAGGGAAACUUCAAUACCAAGAGAUGUGCAUUUUAUCAGCGGGUUCUGGUCGGAUGAAUUUCCACAGAGUUAUGGCCCUUUGAAAUUUUCCAUUAACUGUACAUAUAGUGCAAUUCUUGUCCGGGCUAUUUCUCAGCAACUAAUGACCGGAAUUCAAUUCAACUUUAUGGGAAGCUUCACUACCAAAAUGAGAUGUGCAUAUUAUCAGCGGGUUCUGGUCGGAUGAUUUUUCACAGAGUUAUGGCCCUUUUAAAUUUUCUAUACAAAAAGUAUUGUCCCCCCAACUACUGUGCCCUCAAGAAGUUUCCUUUAAUCUGAAUAUAUAGUGCAAUACUGUGACAAAAAAAACUUUGGGGAGCAUCACCCGUCUCUGACGGUUUCUUGUUUUUGGUGUUUUCACUUCGUAUACACUUAUAUAUUUGUUAAUGCAGCAUCAACAUACUAAAACAAUAUCCCGGAAAGAGAAAAAUAAUGCAUUUGAAUAUCAACCGUACUUUCGUUUGACAACUGAUCAUGCAUGUACGAUGUGAAUCUAAAUUUAGUUUUAGUGUAGAUUCGUUCAUACGACACAAUUUUGUUUUACGGAUCAGUUUAAUUUCCUGCAACGAUAUAUAUUCAUACGACACACGAACACUAACUCCGAUCCUAAUAUAAAGGCAGUUCCGCUCGGCUUAGAGGACUGGGACAGUCAUGUAAAAUAUCGAAUAUAAUAUAUAUUGUUUAUAAACAACUGGUAGCAAGAUGAGUUGCAGAUAAUUGGUCAAAUACCACAUGUUAACUUACUCUUUUGACCUGUUUAUUCUUUUCAGCUCAAUUCAGCAGUGAAAAAUGCGCAUAAUAACACAUUGAAGUGGGACUGCAAGAUUUUGUUAAAUAUUUAUGAAUUUAUUAUAAAUGUGUAAAAAAACUUAUUAAACAUAUAUUUCAAUAUAAAUUAAAAUAAAAAUUAAGAAUACCGUGUGUCGAAAAUGCGAAAUAAGCCAGGUAUUAAAUUCUGAACUAAAAAAUGUAUGUGCAGUCGAAUUCGCCAGAAUGUAUUUCAUGCAUGUACGAUGUGAAUCAAAAUUUAGUUUUUUAUUCAUUUUACGGAUCAGUUUAAUUUCCUGCAACGAUAUCUGUUCAUACGACACACGAACACUAACUUCGAUCCUAAUAAAAAGACGAAUGCUUCGGUUAUUGGAGGAAAAUAUGUACGAAAUAUAUUUGUCACAAUCGGCUCGAGGCGCUAAUUUGUCUUUGCAGCAUUUUAUGAAAUUCGUGUUCAAUGUAUAAUUUUUCUUGCCUAUUUUGUGUUAUUGUAACAUAUUUUAAUCAAUAUAUUACAAUUUAACACAUAUAAAAAUUGUGCAGUCCAGCUUUAUAUGACCGUAAUUCAGCAAGAAGUUCAAUUUUAAUAUUGUAAAGAAAUUCAAAAUAAUAUGACUGGGACUACAGUGUAUAGUAUUCCAUUAGACACAGCGAAAAAAAAGCUAACACACAACAUUUGUUUUGAAAUGAUAACAUACAUAUAUACGUUUACCAGUAAAAUACUGACACUUCGUCCAACACGCUGCAAAAAUGUGAGAACAACAUAUUAUAAUUAUAUCGUAUAAGCGGGAAUAUAGAAUGUGGUAUUGCUUUGCAUCUGUCUGUCUGGACCAAAGACCGUUUUGUCCCCGCACAAUACCAAUACAACUCUUCGAUCAACGAUCAUGCAAAUUGGCAUGAUGGUUGCAGAGGAAUAAUAACGGCGCAAAUCGUUUUUGUGGUCACCAGGACUGAAGUUCAAAGAAACUGGUGGCGUGCAAUAAUAUGGCAUAUAGCAUUUGAACUGUCCGUCCGUCCGAAAACUUUAACAUUGGCCAUAACUUUUGCAAUAUUGAAGAUAGCAGCGAGACAUUUGAAAUGCGCGUGCAUCUCAUGAAGCUGCACAUUUUGAGUGGUGAAAGGUCAGGGUCAUUCUUUAAGGUCAAAGGUAAAAAAACAAACUCCAACUAUUAUAAGUUUUUUUUAUCGAGUGCACCGGGAUUGUCCCCCAUAUGGCCAUCGCCCCCAGAAAGACGUGUUAGUUGGUUACGGGGGAUAGUGCAAGAUACAGGAGACACCCCGUUCCAGAGGUCACCCUGGGUCUUUUAGUGCCCGGUGUAUAGCACCUAGUACACUGCACCUCGGUUUAACGUCUCAUGCGAAAGACGAGUUAGUAGGUUAGGUGCAGCGGGGGAACAAACUCCAAGGGAAGUAACAAGCUUUAAAAGGAGAUAAUUUCUAUCUUAUAUCAUUUGGCAGGUACAGAUUAUUUUCACAAGGGAAGUAAUAAAAGGAUAUAAUAUGAAAAAAACUUUAAAGGUCAAGGUCAUCCUUCAAGGUCAAAAGUCAAAAAAUGCAAUCCAAGGGAAGUAAUAAGCUAUAAAGAGGAGAUAAUUUCUAAACUUGCCAAAUGAUAUAUUGAAAUUAUAUUUCAAAGCGGCGCAAUAGGGAGCAUUGUGUUUCUGACAAACACAUGUCUUGUUAUUGUUAUUUUAAUUAACCAUAAUAUUUUUUGCUGAUGUCUUACUGCUAGAGAUUGAAAUCACAUAGUUUAAACUUCGUUGAUGGUGACAGGGGGUUGACAUAAGUCAUAAGGCAAUUUAUGAUGUUUGCUCCACUUAUAUCUAAAAAUGGGAAGUCGGUAAAUCGUUUCAAGUUAACAAUUUUAACUAUGCACAUGUUAUUUCCCGCUUUAUUAAAGAUGUUGAUUGAAUAUUUUAAUUUCCUUUGCAAAAUAUCUUGCUUCAUAUGUAACAUUAUCUUUCUACUUUAUAAACUGUUGUUUAAAUGAUCAAAAACUCAAUUAGGAAAAAAGUUUUGGGUUGACACCUUAGUAAAAUCAAACUGUGUAUGCCUUCAAGCAAAACACAUAAUAUAAGUGUAAUGGAAUAAUUCAUUGCUCAUAUUGAUUGUCUCCAUUUUGUAAGAAAAUAUAUUAAUGUAAAAUAUAUAUAAAGAGUAUUAUGUGAAUUAUGUGUAUUAUGUGAAAUUGGAAUAAGACAUCAACCUUGGAAUGGCUUUGUUUAGUGAUAUAUUCUUACAUUCUUAUAUUAUCUUAUACAUGUAUAUCUUGUUUGGUUCCAUUAAUUUCUUUGAAUUAUCAUUCAUAUUAUUUUGAUGUGCAUUGUUCUGAAGAAUGUGAUUAACUUAUUACUUAUAUAAAUAAACGUUGUUUGGCUCAGCCAUUGCGGUCAAACGAAAUUCUUGAUUAUUUUUUUUAGCAAAUUUGCACGUACUAUUAGUAUGUUAGUGAAUAAUCACUUUAAUAGCUUAUUUAGAAUUCCACAAACAACCAAUAUUCCACAUUCUUGCCAUGCAUGGUACAAAUCAAUAAUAUAAAUGUUAGUUUUGUAUAUCUAAUUAAUGUUUUUUAAAUGCAGCUUCGUUUUAUAAUUGUUCGUAUUAACUGUAUGUUAUAUAAUCAAACGAGUAUUGACCAGUAAAAGCUCAAAUAACAA